AAUGAAUGAAUAUGGAUUCCCUCCACAUUUACUUCUUAGUUUUAUGGGUUCACCAUAUUAAUAGAUUCCUUGGGCUCCUAUCACACUUGCAAACGGAUAAAAAUAUUCUCCACCUCCUACAAGUUGGGUUUGGGAUAUGCCUAAUAUGAACAAGUAUUUAAUUAAUAUAUAUAUCAAUUAGUCCAUUUUUAACAACUCAACCUUAUAGUCCUAAUUGGUAAAUGGCACCAGUUUUGAUUCCAGGAUUAGAUAAAGAUGGUAAUUAUUCAACUAAAGAUACAAUUGGAUUUUAAGAUACUCCUUUGAAUUGGAUAAAUCCAGAAAUUAUCUAUUAUGAUUUAAGAUACAUCUUCGUUUCUUAUAAUGCUACCGCAAAUAGAUGGUUCCCUACAUUUAAUGAAUGGGAUAACCAAUUUUCUGAUCAAUUAUGCAGAUACUUUGAUAGAUCAGAUUCACUUCUUGAAGGAUCUGGAUAUCCAAUCAAUACAAAUGCUUGUUUCAAAACUGCAGCACUUAAAUAUGCUUAAACCUCUUACUUUGUUGCUGUUGUAUUAGUCUAAUGGUCUAAUGUAUUUUCAUGCAAAUGUAAAUUCUUAUCUUAUAUCUUUAGAACGUAAAAUGUCAGUUAUUUAUUCACCUAUUAACACUGUCAUGUUUUAUGGAGUUAUUCUUGAAACUAUUAUUUUCAUUUGCAUUGUCUACAUUCCAGGAGUCAAUACUUGGUUUGGUGCUAGACCAGUCGAUAUACUGAAUUUAGGGUAUUAAAUAAUUUGUUAAUUUUUUAUAGUAUGCCUGGUCUCCCAUAUUCAAUGUGUCUAUUUUGUUGGGAAGAAAUGCGUAAAUACUUUAUUAGAAACUUCUAAAAGCCCAGCAAAUAUGAACCAAAUUUCUUUGAAGCAAAUUCACUAUGGUGAGU
Molecule: messenger RNA, 916 nt
Organism: Paramecium pentaurelia
Lineage: Eukaryota; Ciliophora; Oligohymenophorea; Peniculida; Parameciidae
Source: the annotation of a GenBank genome assembly